Messenger RNA from Acytostelium subglobosum LB1, 801 nucleotides. RefSeq lists its product as hypothetical. The transcript has 3 exons. The coding region runs from base 1 to 801 and encodes 266 amino acids. The record is from RefSeq and is a predicted model, not a curated record. NCBI's taxonomy places the organism in Eukaryota, Evosea, Eumycetozoa, Acytosteliales, Acytosteliaceae.
AUGAAGGUCGGUGUGUCAAAGACUAAGUCUACAAAUGAACCAAGAAAGAUAGAUGGACCAAGUGAUGUAGUAAUAAUGGAUAUUGAGAAGGGAAAGAAACCACUUGGUGGAGCAUCCACAAUUAUCCCGAAUCCAAGAGGUCUAUUUGGUCACGGUAAAAGAUCAAGUCAGAUAACAAAGAACAAUACCUCUAUACAGGCUCCAACAAAGAAAAUAUUCAAUGAAUCAUCCUUCCUAUCCGAUGGCAUGGAUAUUGACAAACCAGAACCAAAGGCAACAAACACUACCACCACAUCGCUGCCAAAGAAUAUGACAGUGCCCUCAGCAACAACAGCCAUCCCCACCAAGCCCCCAACAAUCCCUCCAACUAAACCAGGCCGUCCACUAACAGUUGAGGAAAUAGUAGGGGUCAACAACCGGUCGACAUCCACAUUAACGACAAGUCGACACUCUCAACCUCCUCAUAACAAGGAACUACAGAGUUUGAAAGUUCGUGCCGCUGUAGAGGAGCAGAUGAUGAAGGAGGAUGUACAUGACAACUUUGUCAUUGUCAAGAAUCAAAGGAACAACAAGGCAUUUGGCAAGCUGAUCGAGAGAGCAGACCUGACUAUAUCAACGCUGGACGACAUGACCGAUAUGACACACAAGACCAACGCAUCCAUGGAGGAGAUAUGCGCCAGCUCUGAACAACUAAGGGAUGUACGUAGUACUACUGAGACAUUGUCAAAGGCUGGCUGCUAUCAAGGAGUUGACAAAAGAGGAGUUGGAGUUGGAGUAGUUGUGGUAGUUGGUGAAGAGUGA